UCGGUCUCGUCGCGGGUAAGCUACAAAGAACUCUUUUCCUUCUCUUUCUCUCUUUCUCGCUCGCUCGCGUGGGAGACGAGACUUCCAUCGAAACCCUAAUCCUGAAGAUUUCGAUCCCUAAAUUGGUGCACAGCCUUCAUCGAUCGUGUUGUCGGCGGUGGCCGGCGUUCUCGCUCGGUGAAUCGGCGUCUCGAGAGCUUCAAGAUGGUGGCGGCGAAUCAGGAAAUGGCGGUCUACUGCUUCGAUACGCUGGUGGCGCACUACACGGGCGAGGAAGCGCCGCCCCCGGCCUUUGAUGAAGGGGAGCACCCACUGUUUGUUACUUGGAAGAAAGCGGUCAAUGGUGGUGAGCCACGCCUGCGGGGGUGCAUUGGAACUCUGGAAGCACGUGACAUAAUCACUGGGUUUAGAGACUAUGCUUUAACAAGCGCUCUGAGGGAUCGACGCUUCCCUCCAAUACAAGCUAAAGAAAUACCUUAUUUGGAAUGUACAGUUUCUGUUCUAGCUGAUUAUGAAUCUGGUCUCCACUAUCUUGAUUGGGAGGUCGGAAAGCAUGGUUUAAUUAUUGAAUUUACUGACCCUGAUUACAAUGCAAGGCGUAGCGCAACAUACUUGCCUGAAGUGGCUGCUCAUGAGGGUUGGACGAAGGUAGAGGCAAUAGACUCUCUGAUGCGCAAAGCAGGCUACAAUGGUCUCAUCACAGAGUCACUCCGCAAGCGAAUUCGUCUAACCCGCUACCAGAGCACUCUCUACACCAUGCACUACGGCGAUUACGUUGCCUACCUCAAGAACACUCGUGGUGAGCCCCCGGCAAUUGCCGGGGCACCGAAACCUCAUCAUUGAUCUAGUGAAUAUGGCAAGGGUACAUUACUCUUGUGUUUCAAUGGGGAAUAAGAUUGGAAUUUACAAGAAUCCAUCCGCUUCUCCAUAAGUUAUUUCUUCAAAACUGAAAAUUGCCAGUAACUGUGACUGCUGGGGUUUGUUUAAGAUGCAUUAUCUAUGACUGUAUUUAACAAUUUGGAACUUUCUUUGUGUGAUGACUGACUUGUGGAUGAUGGUUUGGCAUCUUCACCUAUUGAAGUCUAUUUAAGACUGCAAUGUGGUGUUUGCCAUAUAAAGUUAAAUAAAUAAGUUGCAUACCUAUCCCCCACAAAGGAAUAUUUUUAUGCUUA
This is a messenger RNA of Dioscorea cayenensis subsp. rotundata (Guinea yam), 1172 nucleotides long. RefSeq lists its product as uncharacterized. The coding region runs from base 205 to 843 and encodes 212 amino acids. The transcript has 5 exons. The record is from RefSeq and is a predicted model, not a curated record. NCBI's taxonomy places the organism in Eukaryota, Viridiplantae, Streptophyta, Magnoliopsida, Dioscoreales, Dioscoreaceae.